Notolabrus celidotus (New Zealand spotty) is the source of this 3535-nucleotide messenger RNA. RefSeq names its product LIM homeobox 4 (gene lhx4). Bases 132 to 1301 code for a protein of 389 amino acids. NCBI's taxonomy places the organism in Eukaryota, Metazoa, Chordata, Actinopteri, Labriformes, Labridae. Gene Ontology annotation, cellular component: nucleus. The record is from RefSeq and is a predicted model, not a curated record. Gene Ontology annotation, biological process: neuron differentiation; regulation of transcription by RNA polymerase II. The transcript is spliced from 6 exons. Gene Ontology annotation, molecular function: RNA polymerase II transcription regulatory region sequence-specific DNA binding; DNA-binding transcription factor activity, RNA polymerase II-specific.
CAGAGAGAAGAGAGAGGCCUCGACAUCAGCAACCACCUUAUAUUUUUUCUCUCCACGAGACGGGACGGGGGGAGUGCGCCCACCGUUUUGCGGGUGUAUGCGCGUGCGUUUGUCUACCGGUUUGGAUCACGAUGAUGCAAAGUGCGGCGGUCCUACCGACAGAGAGUCCUGUUAAGAGUUUACCGGAGAUUCUCGGAGUGCCACUGCAACAGAUCCCUCAGUGUGCCGGCUGUAGUCAGCACAUCCUGGACAAGUUCAUCCUGAAGGUGCUGGACAGACACUGGCACUCCAAGUGCCUGAAGUGCGCCGACUGUCAGACCCCGCUGGCGGAUAAAUGUUUCUCCCGGGCCGGAAGCGUCUACUGCAAAGAGGAUUUCUUCAAGCGUUUUGGAACAAAAUGUGCGUCGUGCCAGCAGGGGAUCCCUCCCACACAGGUAGUGCGGAAGGCGCAGGACUUUGUGUAUCACCUGCACUGCUUUGCCUGCAUCAUGUGCAGUCGGCAGCUGGCCACAGGGGACGAGUUUUACCUCAUGGAGGAUGGGAGGCUGGUGUGCAAGGUGGAUUAUGAGACGGCCAAACAAAAUGACGACUCAGAGGCGGGGACCAAGCGGCCGAGGACCACCAUCACAGCCAAGCAGCUAGAGACUCUCAAAAGUGCCUACAAAAACUCGCCCAAGCCGGCUCGCCAUGUCAGAGAGCAGCUGUCCUCAGAGACAGGACUGGACAUGAGAGUAGUGCAGGUUUGGUUCCAGAACAGGCGAGCGAAGGAGAAGCGUUUAAAGAAAGAUGCAGGGCGACAUCGUUGGACUCAGUUUUAUAAAAGCGUCAAGCGCAACCGAGGAGGAACUAAAGUGGAGAAGGAAAGCUCGGCCGACGAUGCGGGACUCAGUGACAGUGAACUGAGCUUCAGAGAUGACCAGGUCCUGUCAGAUCUCGGACACACCAAUGGGCUCUAUGGGAGUGUCGGUGACAUGACCAACAGCGGGGUGCUGAACGGUAGCUUCUCCGUUGAUGCGGCGGGACAGCCGUACCACGACAUCCGAGCAGGAAGCCCCUACGGUCUUCCUCAGUCGCCCUCGUCCAUCACCUCCCUGCCUGGCCACACCCCUCUCCUCAAUAACCUGGGCUUUGGCAUGGACAGUCUGGUAGUACAGGGCGGGCCAGGCGGUGUGGGACAGGCGCUUAGAGCCAUGGCAGGGGGCCCGACAUCAGACCUCUCGACGGGCAGCAGUACAGGAUACCCCGACUUCCCCACCAGCCCUGCCUCAUGGCUGGAUGAGAUGGACCAUUCUCAGUUUUAAGCUUGGAAGAUGGUUGACGACCUCUGGGGGGAUACGACAAAAUAGACUCACAUAGCUUUUUACAUUUGUUUCAUUCACCCAGUGAGACUGGUGUUGUGUGAUUUUGGGUGAAGAGAAGACAGAAGAGAAGAAGUGUGACUCUCAGUGCUUCAGCAGUCUUAAUCGGGUCGUCCAGACGAAAGCAGUGAAAUACACCUCCACACUGCUGAACCUAUACACUGUAUCAUACAACCCUCUGUGAUCACCUGACUUUGUUUGAUUCACUCACUCAGAAACAGAGACUGGAUUUCCAAUUAGUCGAUGGAUUUUUUUUUCUAAAGGGGAAGCCCUCAAAAUACACCACCCCUGUCAAACAGCUACAACAUUAGGGCUACAAUCUAGAUCCAAGUCCCUAUGAGACCCAGGAGGCACCUGCAUGCUUCUGAUCGAUAGAGUAGGACUGCUGUCUGCUCAAAUCAGAGCCUUUACAUUGGUGAUGCACUUUACUCUCCUCUUCUUUUUCUACUCGUGUGGACAGAAAUGCAGAAAGAGGAGGAGCGAGAAAGAGGAGAGAUGUAUGCACAAGGCAAAAACACAGUGUUUCACCGGGGAGAGAAAUUUACAAGAACAGUGGCACAAGUGUGAAUUUUGAUCCAUGCUGAUGUUUUUUUUUAUGUAUUGCUGAGGCUUACCAGUUAUUAGGAAGUAGAUGGUCUGUCUGCCUGUCAGUCUGUAGGAACUGAUGUCUCCUCUGUGUGAGUGAGGGUAAACACAGCAGGUCUCUCUUCUCUAUUUGUUGUUGCUUGACUUGUUCUUGUCUGUUUAAAAAGCUGUCUGAGCAGACAUCUGUCAGUAUUAAUUUCCAGACUCACCUGACAUCAGUGUGUUGUAGGACAUUCAAGAAGGUGUGGUUUUGGAGGAAUUUAAUUCAAUCCCUCUCGUAAUAUAUCGCAGAUCGAAAUUAUUAAUUUAUUUUUGAAUGCACAGAAAUGAGAAGAGGAGAUUUUGAUGGAUAAUUUAAGGUGAGGAAAAGGUCACACACAUACUCAGUACAGCUGACACUCAAAUCAACGACAGUAUUAGCAGGAGCAGUGAUAAAAAUGUUGCUUUGUGUUGGCUCCUCUGUUUCUCAGUCUGAUCAAAGUCUGUCUUGGUAAUCUACUCAGUCCAGCAGAGCUACAGCUUUGCCUGCGAUCAACCUACUUACUGACCCCAGAUGUGUCACCAGUCUGUUCUCUCCUCUGCCGGACUCCAUGUCAGACGGAUUACCACAGAGCCCCCCACUAUCAGCACUGAUACUCUGCUGUAGCUUCUCUGCAGGCAUGACUACAGGGCUGAUGUUACAGUUCAGGCCACAACAGCUUCAUCUUCAAUCCCCACUCGGCAGCCGAUUCACUGAAAGUAUAACUCAUGAAAUGCAACCUCUCUUUUAAUUUGAGAGAGCAGCUAAUAGUUUGGUCUGACUUGUUCAGCAUGUCACAAUCAGCGGCUGUUUUGAUCAGGGGGUAAUAUUCUUUUAAAAACAUGUUCUUGUAUUUGUUUUUAUCAAACAAAGGAAAACUUCAAAUCAUUGAUUUCAAGAUCACCUAUUUGUUUAAAUUGCCAAGUCCUUUUUACAGGAGCUUCCUAUGUAAGAGCCCCAAAUUAGAGAAGAAAAUCAGGGCACAAUUAAGAUUACAGCCUACAAAUUGCAACAUAAUUAUUUCGUACAUUAAGGGCAAGAAGUGAGAUACAGUCACACGUACAGUGGAGAAGAAGAACUUUGUCUCCAUGCUCUCAUUACUUAAAGUACAAUGUUUUAAAUUACUGAUCAUCUUUUUUAUUAUACAUGGAUGGCAGUAAUGUUCCUGAAUUAAGCAGGAAACUUCUAAAAUAUACAAAGAAUUGAAAAAAGUACUAACUCAGUUGUACAUUUUCACAACUCAGUAGACAGCUUCAUUUGUACAUCCUUUGUACAAAAGAAAUACCUGUAAUUUGUGGGCUGUAUUCUGAAGUGUUAAACAAAAAUGAUACACAAAUGCUCUAAAAGGACAGUUUUGUUAAGUCUGUGUUGCCUCACAAGUUUGCAUCUUAAUUGUAAAUUUUGUACAGUUUGAAAACGUGUUGAUCGUCUUGUUUCAUGAGCGCUAUUUAUUAUUGCCAUGUGUCUUUGAAAAAGAUGUAAAAGAGAGCACUGAAUUUAUUCAUUUAUGCCUUCUGUGUAAUGGUAUGAACCGUGUACAGUCAAAUCUAUAUGAGGAAAAUAAAGCUGAAUU